AUGUUGCAAUACCCGCCCACCCACUCUAACACAAAACCACCAGCAGACCAUCACACCACAUAUGGCUCAAUUCGAUGUUCACGAGAACCGACGAGCCCCUCGCCCGAACUCGAAACCAUAUGGUUCAAUACCUCCAGCUCCAUUCCCUACAGUCCAACCAGUGAAGUAGGCCAGCCCUGGAUCCAAGACAAGCACAAGCCCAUCGGCCCAAAGCACAAACAGAUCAUGAUAAGUCCCCAUUUCCCCUUAAACCCGGAAGAAGUGAUCCGGGAUCUCCCGGGAGAACUGCAACUGUUCGAGCUUGUGAAGCGCGUGGCUCGUGCGGGAAUCGAUCUCGAGGCUCUGGGUAAGCUGACAGUGAGACUUUUGUACCGGCGUGAUGGUUUUUGUCGUCGGCUUGUGACGGAGCUUGUUGAUGGGGGGGAGUCGUUGGAGAAGAUUGGGGAUGCGUUGCUGCAGUAUUAUAAUAUUCGGGAUUGUGAUGGGUUACCGCUUUGGGUGUAUGCUGACAGGUACUAA
Messenger RNA from Penicillium oxalicum, 519 nucleotides. RefSeq lists its product as uncharacterized. Lineage: Eukaryota; Fungi; Ascomycota; Eurotiomycetes; Eurotiales; Aspergillaceae. The transcript has a single exon. The record is from RefSeq and is a predicted model, not a curated record. The coding region runs from base 1 to 519 and encodes 172 amino acids.